Molecule: messenger RNA, 567 nt
Organism: Triticum aestivum (bread wheat)
Lineage: Eukaryota; Viridiplantae; Streptophyta; Magnoliopsida; Poales; Poaceae
Product: CDP-diacylglycerol--serine O-phosphatidyltransferase 2-like
Exons: 4
Coding region: 1-567 (188 amino acids)
Biological process (GO): phosphatidylserine biosynthetic process
Molecular function (GO): L-serine-phosphatidylethanolamine phosphatidyltransferase activity
Source: RefSeq, a predicted model, not a curated record
AUGUCCUUUGGUGCCUUCUCCUCAUCCUCUGAGCUCCUCCACCCAUGGCACCUCCUCUUCCUCCGAUACCUCCUCCUCCUCCCAUGGCUAUUUUCUGUCUGGGCCCUAUCCAGUUUGUCUGCCCGGGCGUUUAGGGGAAAGGAUCAAUGGCAGCUGUUCAUGGGGCCAUUGCAGUUCAUCCAAGUGUUGUUCCUCUGUGUCGUUUUCAUGAUGGUGGAGCUCAACACAUUUUUCCUUAAAUUCUGCCUCUGGAUCCCUCCGAGGAAUCCCUUGGUUGUGUACAGAUUGAUCCUCUGGUGGCUGAUCGCGAUCCCGACCAUCCGCGAGUACAACUCAUACCUGCAGGACAGCAAACCGGUGAAGAAGGUCGGGGCCUUCUGUUGGCUCUCUGUAGCCAUAUGCAUAGUGGAGCUGCUUAUCUGCAUGAAGUUUAGGCAUGGUCUUUUUCAUGAUCCGAUGCCUACCUGGCUGAUCAUCUUUUGGAGGUCGGCGGGGAUAGCAUUCGUGAUCUUCUUGCUCGCCUGGUCGUGGAGGAACUACCAGAAAUUCCGGAGAAAGAAUCUUUGA